GGCCCCUCGCGCCGCGGGCCCGCGGGGCGAGCGAGCGAGCGAGCGAAAGAACGAGCCGAGAGGGUGGCUGCCGCCCCCCUCCUUCCCCGGCCUGACCGCAGCCCGACGCCAUGGCGCGGGUACCCCCGACGGGCCAGUUUCGAUUCCGGGCACCGCAUCAGCCUGCUCAACCCUUUAAAUUUACAAUUUCCGAAUCCUGUGAUCGGAUUAAGGAAGAGUUUCAGUUUUUACAGGCUCAAUACCACAGUCUGAAGCUGGAAUGUGAGAAACUCGCCAGUGAGAAGACAGAGAUGCAGCGGCAUUAUGUCAUGUAUUAUGAAAUGUCCUAUGGGUUGAAUAUAGAAAUGCACAAGCAGGUAAGUUAUUUUUUUAUAACCAUUUUAAAUGACAGUAAUACUGGUAUACUUUGAAAAGAAAAUU
Rhinopithecus roxellana (golden snub-nosed monkey) is the source of this 420-nucleotide messenger RNA. Its product is annotated as transducin-like enhancer protein 4. The record is from RefSeq and is a predicted model, not a curated record. Gene Ontology annotation, biological process: regulation of DNA-templated transcription; negative regulation of canonical Wnt signaling pathway. Gene Ontology annotation, cellular component: transcription regulator complex; nucleus. Gene Ontology annotation, molecular function: transcription corepressor activity; protein binding. The transcript has 4 exons. Bases 111 to 410 code for a protein of 99 amino acids. Lineage: Eukaryota; Metazoa; Chordata; Mammalia; Primates; Cercopithecidae.